AUGUGUAAUAUAAAAAUGAAUAACGAUAAAGAGACCUGCAAUUUCGCUAGGGCGAAUAACUUUCGCUCGGCGUUUCGGCCGAACGUCUGCGGAGGGUCGACUUCAAGACCAUGCAGUGGUAGCGGUGACCCCAACGGCAACCCCAACGGCAGCGGACAAUUGGCGACCGAUGGAAACGACGUUGGCGGCGAUAGUUACGAAAAGGAUGUCAAAACGAAGAUAUUGCAAUCCUCUCUGCAGCACGUUCCCCGACACGGAUGGUCCAGGGAUACCGUGGCCGCAGGCGCCGAAGAGCUCGGUUACCCGGACACGGUGCACGGCCUCUUCCGAGACCCUGGGGCCGAGUUGGCCCUGUACUUUUACUCGGCCAGCAACGACUCACUGUCCCGACUCCUCCGGGACGGCACUCUGACGUUGCCCACAGAAAGCAAAGCGGAGCUCACCGCGUUCCUGACCGUCGCCAUCAAGACCAGGUUGCUGAUGCUCCAACCGUACUUGAACCAGUGGCCGCAGGCGAUCGCCUUGCUGUCCAAACCGUCCAACGCGCCGCAAGCCCUGUCCAACCUGAUGACGCUGGUCAACGACGUCUGUUACUACGCGGGCGACCGGUCCAUAGACACUCGAUGGUACACACGGCGUAUAGGGUUGGCCACUAUUUACAAAUCCAGUGAACUGCAUUUAUUGCAAGACGGAUCGCAAGGAUACGAUGACACGUGGAAAUUUGUCAGAAGAGCAGUCGAGGAAUGCGUGAAGUUGGAUACAAUGCUCGAGAGUAACGCUCAGCUCGCCAAAGACGUCGUCACAGCAUCAGUGUCUACGGCCAAAAACAUUCUGGGACUUACGUGGAACAGAUAA
Messenger RNA from Macrosiphum euphorbiae (potato aphid), 855 nucleotides. The record is from the annotation of a GenBank genome assembly. NCBI's taxonomy places the organism in Eukaryota, Metazoa, Arthropoda, Insecta, Hemiptera, Aphididae.